UGCUUUAGACCACCAAACACGUCAGGAUUGGUUGUAAUUUGCGUUGCGCGUGAUGUUUUUAUACACAGCCGCAGCUAUUGCUCGAAAAAAUUAACGACAAACGUGCGUGACAAGCGUGUCUCGUUUCUUGAAGUCGUCCCCUCGAGAGAAGCUCGGCCGAGACGUCGAAAACGCCGGAAAGAUAAAUUUAAAUUGGACAACGAAUAUAGCGAACGAGAACUAUUGGUUGGGAUGUCCGAUUUUAGUUUGUGACGUCAUGCGCAAAACAGUUCAUUCCUCAUUCCCUCCGUAUAUCUAUCCAGCUGUCCGUGGUUUGGCAGUCCGGUGAACGAUAUUUCUCAGGGUGAUUGCUACGUAGGUUUCAUGUUGGUGGCCUUUAGUACGAGCGACGAGUGGCAAUUCAAGGUGUUAGAGUAUUGAUAGACGAUCGAGUGCUAAUCGGAAACCUGUUAGGUAGAACUAAUUUUGAACAACCUAUAACGGUAUUGUACGAUAGGGUGGCCUUCGGACUGACAAAAGGUAAAGACGUACGCAGCAGAAACAACUGGCGUUUUUUUCGCGUGUGUGACAAGGUUGUACGAAGUAACUGUCGUCGUGCAGCAGGACUGUUCGUUUCUUUUUAUCGGGCAACCAGCGUCAACGUGAACAAUCGUUACGUUCCGGGAUUUAUUUGCAUCAACGAUUUGGGAGCGACGAGCCCAUUUGUGAGGGAUGUCUACCCCCGCAAGAAGGAGACUAAUGAGAGACUUUAAGAGAUUACAAGAAGACCCACCUACUGGAGUAUCUGGAGCACCUACAGACAAUAAUAUUAUGAUAUGGAAUGCAGUUAUAUUUGGACCACAUGAUACUCCAUUUGAAGAUGGUACUUUCAAACUUACAAUAGAAUUUACAGAAGAAUAUCCAAACAAACCACCUACAGUGAGAUUUAUUAGUAAGAUGUUCCACCCCAAUGUGUAUGCUGAUGGAGGCAUCUGUUUGGACAUAUUACAGAAUCGUUGGAGCCCUACUUACGAUGUAUCUGCUAUUCUAACAUCUAUACAGUCCCUUUUGGAUGAACCAAAUCCAAAUUCUCCAGCAAAUUCAUUAGCUGCGCAAUUAUACCAAGAAAAUAAGCGGGAAUAUGAGAAGAGAGUGGCUACUGUUGUUGAACAAUCUUGGUUGAAUUUCCAAGAAAGUCACACAGAAGAUGCCCGCUGACAUUAAGUAUGGUUCAUUCACUGUUUUUCAUGACGUUUAUUCUUUUUUAAUUUUUUAGAAAUUUAUGGUCUGAAAUAUUCUUUCUGUAUUACUGAAACAUUAAAUCACACAACAUUAAAUCCUCCACUGUUCUACAGAACUUUUCUUAUACAUUCGAUUUAGAAGUGCUAUCUAGUUUUAUAAUAUAG
Messenger RNA from Frieseomelitta varia, 1385 nucleotides. RefSeq names its product ubiquitin-conjugating enzyme E2-17 kDa (gene Ubc6). The record is from RefSeq and is a predicted model, not a curated record. The coding region runs from base 712 to 1197 and encodes 161 amino acids. NCBI's taxonomy places the organism in Eukaryota, Metazoa, Arthropoda, Insecta, Hymenoptera, Apidae. The transcript has 4 exons. Gene Ontology annotation, cellular component: HULC complex. Gene Ontology annotation, biological process: DNA repair; proteasome-mediated ubiquitin-dependent protein catabolic process; protein polyubiquitination. Gene Ontology annotation, molecular function: ubiquitin conjugating enzyme activity.